Messenger RNA from Oryzias latipes (Japanese medaka), 3113 nucleotides. The record is from RefSeq and is a predicted model, not a curated record. NCBI's taxonomy places the organism in Eukaryota, Metazoa, Chordata, Actinopteri, Beloniformes, Adrianichthyidae.
ACAACUGUGUGCGUGCUCAUUCAUGUUUACAUUGAGCGGCCACAAGCACCUCGUCCUGAGCGUCCAUCGAAGUCCAGCGCAGCAAAAGAAGCUCGGAAACGGACCCGGUUGCUGUCAGCGGGCAGAGGACAUGCUUUCCUCCCGUGAACAAAUAACAGGGAUUAUGUCUCUCCAUGCUCCCUGCUGAGAUGCCCUGCUCAUUUUCUCUUCACCAUGUCAUGAUGUAUCAGGUUUUUCCAACUGGUUACCAGACCCAUGCCAAAAGUCAAACAUGGCUCAGUGGCCGGUCAGCUGAAGAGGUUGACCUCUUAAAAAGCUCUUGGGGAAAAAAGCCUCUGGGGAAAGACGCCAUCCUUUGAUCCACUCAAAUGUAGCUUGAACACAGGAUGGGCCUUUCGGUGGACAGUCCCGACUCCAACAAUGUGGGUUGUGGAAUAGAACAGCAAGGAGAGGACGAACAAGAUGACAGGCAAACUGAGACCUGCACCUCCAUUCCUUUUCUGCCCAGUACCAAGAAGAAGAGAAAAGGCAAGAGAAGAUUGUGGAUCAACCUCACCAACUGUAAAUAUGAAAGCGUGCGUCGAGCUGCUCGAAGACUUGGCCUCAGAGAAGCAAAAGAAGAUGAAGACUGGACGCUGCUCUGGACCGACUGCUCCGUGUCUCUGGACCGUGUCAAGGACAUGAAGUGUUACCAGAAAAUCAACCACUUUCCAGGAAUGAAUGAGAUUUGCCGCAAAGACUCGCUGGCAAGAAACCUGAACCGCAUGCUGAAGCUGUUUCCUAAAGACUACAACAUCUUCCCAAAAACCUGGUGCCUUCCUGCAGAUUACAGUGACUUCCAAGUUUACACCCGAGCCAAAAAAAGUAAGACAUACAUCUGCAAGCCAGACACAGGCUGCCAAGGCAAAGGCAUCUUCAUCACAAAGUCCAGUAAAGACAUACAACACGAAGAACACAUGAUCUGCCAAGUGUACAUCUCCAAGCCUCUCAUUAUUGAUGGAUACAAGUUUGACCUGAGGAUCUACGUGCUGGUGACCUCAUGUGACCCGUUUAGCAUAUUCAUGUUCAGAGAGGGACUGGCUCGCUUCUGCACCUCCAAGUACAACGAGCCCACACGCACCAAUGUGGAGCAUGUGUGCAUGCAUCUCACUAACUACUCCAUCAACAAGAACAGUGAGAACUUUGUCCGCGAUGAAGAUACAGGAAGCAAACGAAAACUGUCCACCCUUAAUAGACACCUGGAGUCCCUAAACUGCAACACAGAAAAGAUGUGGGAAGACAUUGAAGACAUCAUCAUAAAGACCCUGAUCUCUGCUCAUCCCAUCCUGAAGCAUAAUUACCACACCUGCUUUCCCAACCACACUGCCGGCAGCGCCUGCUUCGAGAUUCUGGGCUUUGAUGUGCUGCUGGAUCACCGGCUCAAACCCUGGGUCCUGGAGGUAAACCAUUCCCCCAGUUUUACCACUGACUCACAGCUGGACCGUGAGGUGAAAGAUGCGUUACUUUAUGACACGCUUGUUCUGAUCAACCUGGCUGCCUGUGACCGUCACAAGAUCACCAAGGAGGAGCGACGGAGGGCAAAGGACAGACUACAGCAAACUUGUUCUAAAGAAGCCCGGGCGCAGGAGCUGCGUCAAAGCCAUGCAGUCACAGUGGAGCAGAUGGAGGAGUAUGAGGCCAAAAACCUUGGAGGAUUCAAAAAGAUCUAUCCUAGAAAAGAAGGUGAAAAGUACGACAAAUACUUCAAGCACAGCCGCUCGCUCUUCCAGGAGACUACAGCAUCUAAAGCAAGAGAAGAGUGUGCAAGGCAGCAGCUCCAGGACCUCCAAGUCAAGCAGGAGCAGAAGGAGCGCUACCAGAAGGGGGGACCCCGGAAGGAUCUUCAGGGGGAGACAGCGGGGGAGAGAGCCAAACCGCGGCGAGCACCGGCGCAGAUACUUAGGCCUUCUCCUCCUCCUCCUCCUCCUCCUCAGGCUGAGGCACAGAGCAGCCAGUCAGUGGAUCCAGAGGCUGCAGAAAUCCCACAGGAGGAGCACGGGGAGGAGGCGGAGGAACAGGCAGAGGAGGAUGUCAGGGAGGAGCGGGAGCGCGUGCAUGCUCUGGUCCAGAGGAAGAAAAUGCUGGAGGACCUGGAGGUGGUGGACCUGAUUCAGAAGCUGCUACAGAGCCAGAAGAAGGGAGGAGGAAUUCCGGAGGGCUCUGAAAAGGCCUGCAGCCAGCAGAAGGAUCAGAGACGGGAGCAGGCAACGCUGGAUUCUUUAACAUCAUUUACACAAAGACAGCAACCAUUUGCUCAGAUCUUACUAAAGCAGCUCCCCUCUAUCUUGCCUCAGCAGUGUUUGCUCAGGCCGGCAAUCACCCGGAGGAACUUCAGUGACUCCCUAAUGCAUUUGAACCCUGAAAUCUUCAAGAGGCCCAGGGAGAAAUGCAGCAGCAUUGGACCCCUGCAGAAAGCCAGCUGGCCAGUGAGCUGUUCUUUGAUUGUCAAGCAGGACAGAAGGAACAGUUCCUGUGCAGAUGUGGGGUCCCGUCACAGCCACCCCCCUAUGAGCAAGGUCCAGAAGCAAGGCGUGUGUUGUCCUCAUGAUGCUACGGCCUUGGAGAGCCUUGUUAUAAUCUCUACACCUGCUCCAGUGGUCAGCAGACCGGCUUUCUCUCAUGCUGUACGCAACAGCAGUCGCAGAGCUCUCCAGCAAAGCAAAGGGCUGUGAGGAAAAAGCACUGCAGUUACAAUAAAGGUUGUGUGAUCAGAUAACACUCACAAACUGUGCCAAAAUAAAAGAAAGGGCUUGAAGCAACAUAAUAAAUUUAAACUUCUUUGAAGUUGAACCCAAAGCCAAGAGACAUGUUUUGGAAAAUAAUAUACAUGGUUUAAAUUAAAAAAAAGUUUGCUUUGGUUUUUAGAUAUUAUUUAAGGCUUAUUUACGAAAUAAAAAUCAAAUUUGACAAAAUCAGAAUAAGAUUUGUGACACUGUGAAAUGUUUGUAAAAUGUUUUUUUUUAAAUCAUUGAUUUGUUUUUAAUCAAGUCUAAUCUUCUUCUGCAUCAAAAUCAGAGUCAAAUUUCUUUCCUAAAAUGCAAAUCUGUUGAUGCUUAUAAAAAAGUUUUUUUUGU